Messenger RNA from Porites evermanni, 3920 nucleotides. NCBI's taxonomy places the organism in Eukaryota, Metazoa, Cnidaria, Anthozoa, Scleractinia, Poritidae. The record is from the annotation of a GenBank genome assembly.
AUGGGGCUUAAGCCUCUAGAAUUCGAGGAUUGCAUUUUGGAUAGUCCGUAUUUUCGCGAGAACAUUCAUGAACAUGAACGAGAACUCGAGCGAACGAACGAGGCCAUCAAAGGCCUUAUCAAAGAAUGCAAGACUUUAUUGAAGGCCUUUGAAAGUAAGUGCUCUUGUUCUAUUCCAAUUUACUUUGUGUAUUACAUUUUUGAUGACGCUUAAAAAUUCGCGGAGGUCUUUGAAGUGAAUGCCUCACAAGAAAGCUGGACAGCAGCAGACCUGAUAACCCCGUGGCAACUUGACUUCCUGCAAAAGUCCGAAAUAUAGUGAACUUUAACGAAAAAAUAUGCCACAGAUCUUCGGCGUUGCAUUUGAUUAUGUGAUCGUCAAUUUUUUGUUUUUUUGUAGUAUCUGUUUUCGUUUUAAAGCGCAGCGAUUUCAAGAAUUAAAAUAAGCUUGAUGUUCCUGUCAAAUGAGGUCGUCAAUUUCAUGACCCCUUGUAGGAUUAAUUUCCUGGGCUGCAAUUGAUGCACACAAAAUGUUGUUUCGAAGAAAUUUCGCCUUACCGAGAUCGAGCUAUUUUUUCUUUUUCUUUUAUUGAAAAUUUUAUAUAGUUUGUUACAUUAUAUUCAAUUUUAAUUUUCGGCCACUGUACAUCUUAUAAGACUUGUGUCUGAAUGUGAUGAUUGAGCAAAAUGGAUAUAAGCGUACGUUUAUUUGAAACCAUUUUUUUUUUAAUGAAUACUUAUCUUUUUACUUCGGGGAGUUCUGUAUUUGUGUCUUAUAUAAAUAAAGCUUUGGACAUUAGAGUUCUUUAUAGGGCCUGGUAGUAAAAAAUUAUUUCAAAUCUAUCUCAUUAACAAUAAAAACAUUUACCCGAAGAAGUUCCAAAGGAAGUUGAAACCCCGUCCGAUCAUCAUACCACUGUAUGGGCAUUCCCUUGUAGAUGUUUAGAAGCUAUUUUUCAAAUUUGUUUUUGUAAUAUUAUUGUUUACAAAAUCGGCUCAUGUAAGCGGAAAUUUUAAAAAGAAUCCCAGAUUUCACGAUUUUGACUUUUUUUGUAACAGUCAAGAAAGAAUAUUUGUGAGAUGAUCGUUGUUUCAUGUUUACUAGAUUCUUUAAAUUUUACUCCUUUAGAUAGAUUUGUUAUUAAUUUUUUGUCCUUUUUUCCAUCAAUUAAGUAAUCAGCAAGAAUGUUUUUGUUAUUUUGAAUUAAAGGGGCAGGCUUAGGUACCGUGUAUCUUGGAAAAACACAAAUCAGCCACAAAUUGUUAAGGCCAUAUCCUUGAUUUAAUGCAAGCAUUGCAAAUAUUUUGUUAACAUUUAGUUAUCUUAUUUGCUUACAUAAAAUUUAGGGAUCCUAUGUAUACAUUGUAAUAUUACAUUGUACAUUUGGUAAGCAAAUGACAAGAAAUUCUUCUUUGUUCUUUUUCUUGUACAUUAUUUCAUUUUUAUUCAUUUGUUCACUUUAAUAAGUGAAAUGCAUUAUUAGCAUUUUGCUAGUAGGACAAAAAUAUGAAAAAGAAAAUAACACCAAAGUAAAAUAACAAAAUAGCAACAACAGAUCAGCUGUAAAAUACAGUAAGUAUACAAGGGCACUUUUUCAUGUGAAGAGUGAUUUUGUAGUCACCUUGUGGGAUUUGCAGUAGCCAUAAUUGCCUUUUAUUUCGAAGUCUUUUAGGAGCGAAGCCACAUUAAAAUCAUCACCAGAAAUCAGAAGGCAAAACAUUGCUGAUUACAAGUUUAUAGCAAGUAGUACAAAUAGAACAGGAUUCAUUUUAUGUAACCAAGUCCUUUGAAUUCAAGUUAGAAAAAUAUGUGGAUUUCAACAGUCACACUAAAUAUUAAAGUACUUUUUUGGUCCUUGUAAAUCCGGAUGGUGGGUAGCUAGUGUGCUAUAUUGUGUUUAUUGUAUUGUGUUUUUAAUCUGCUGUAUUUUGUUAUUUUGUUGAUUGUUGUCUGUAACGUCAAAAUAUGUUGCAACUUUGAUAAGCACAUAAACUGUCUGAAUAAUAUUAUUGCUUCCUCACACUGUCUAUAACCUAAUUUGAUUGCUUACAUAGAAGUCCUCCUAGACUUUUUCCUGUGCACUCUCAAACAAAUAUACCUUAAAUUUGCAUAGGGGCCUUGAUCAGCUGAUUUGGGAGAAAAAUCUCCACUUCUUCAAUAUGAAAUAACAUGCAUUACUCCAUACUCCUUUGGUAAUAUCAGAGCACUGUGCUCUUGUAUGUAAAGGCUUUAUUUGUUUGUGCAGUACAAGUUUAGAGCUGUGAUGUUACUGGUUAUACUUUUAUAUUACCUGUUUGACUUCUUACUGUCAUUAUAUUAUAUGGUUUUUUGCUCUUUAGAGCCUAGCAAUAUGGUUAGAAUUGCUUGGUACAAAGUUAACUGUUUUUGAUAUAGUAAUAUAAAAUGGAUAGAGCUUAGGGGAUAUUGGCACUGAAUUUGAAAAUAACAGACAAUAUUCAUUUGUAGAUUUUGAAACUCAACACCAGGUUGUGAAGAGCUUUAAAAUUUUUAUACCGUUGUUACGAGUAGCAACAUUUGGUGGAUUGUCGCAGUCUACUUUUAGUAACAGAAUCUACAUAAAAAUGACUAGAAAAAUUGCAAAUUAAUAUUAUUAAUGCACUGAAAUGAAACGAAAUAUACUAAUUUUAAGGUUUUCAUACUGUCUAUUUUGCAAAACAUAAAAUUUUAUUUUAACUUGAAUUAAGUCUUCAAACUAACAAUAUUAGAAGUUUCUUGGAUCAACAAGAGUAACAAAUUAUUAAUUUUGUACUCCUUUGUUUUCUUCAUGUAUAUAUUUUUUGUUUUAAUAAAAUGUUAUUUCAGUCAUCAAUUAUAAUUUAAAAUAUGACUUUUGCCAUUUUAUUAGUCUGUUAUUCUAUUAGUUUAUGAUAAAUUAUUUAUAGGUUGUACAGCUGUUGAAAAAAAUUACAAAUUAUAAGUGCUUUUAAUAUGUCAAAGGACAUGUACAUGUACUUGCUUUACAAAUUAUUAUUUGAAACCUAAAACGUAUAUGUAUGUUUAAAAAUGACCUUAAAAGUUGUAGAUAAGUGACAAAAAAAUACAGUCAGUUAAAUAUUGAUUGGUGGUACAUUUUUAUGUGCAAAAAUAUCUUUUAUACUACAUAUUAAUAUUAUUAAAUGCUACACUACGUAAGUUUUUGUACAUGAUUGUAGUCAUGUACUGUUUUGAAAUAGUCUCUUAGCAGUUUAUUGUAGGAUUAAAACAAGUUUUCCAUGUUAUGGAAAGUGGACCCCACCUAUACUUCACUCCUAGAGGUGAUGAAUAGCAAAACAAACAACAUUAAUUUCCAAGAUAACAUUAAAACUGUCAUACCAUGGACCACAUAUUGCCUGCCAGUCUAGUAUUGUACCAAAAUAUCUAAGGUCAUUAGUAUAAGCUGUCAAAGGUUACUGUCUACUAACACCUGCAUUGCUAGAUGGAGGCUGGGUAGAGUUUCCAGGGGCUUCCACUUUUGGCAGCCAGCCCCUAGACUGAAUAUUGCCCACAUGGCUAGCCCAACGGUGCAACCCAGCCAUUAGUCCCCACAAAAAAAGGAUACAAAACAAAACAGGCACCCGUCACACUGGGAAAAUAUCAGUAAGGAACAACUGGGAGGGGAGGGGAGGGGAGGGGAGAGGAAGAAAAAGUGGAAAAAAGAAACCUUGUGGUAGGAGAAAAUGCAGCACAAAAGAAAAACUCCACAUGCCACUGAAUCACAUGAAAGAUGUAGCAAACUACUGGGCAUGCACAUGCUGAUAACUACAGAUCACUACUUCUUGGCCAAAAGUUACAAGUGUUUACACUAUACCUGUGUAUCUUUUCUAGAUUUAUCAAAGGCACAGAGGAGUUUCGCCCAAGUACUUAAUGACCUUAGAUUUGAGUACAUUGGUGAGGUUGAAACAGAUGAUGAGAUGCUGAUU